Daldinia vernicosa is the source of this 3211-nucleotide messenger RNA. RefSeq lists its product as uncharacterized. Lineage: Eukaryota; Fungi; Ascomycota; Sordariomycetes; Xylariales; Hypoxylaceae. Bases 415 to 2727 code for a protein of 770 amino acids. The record is from RefSeq and is a predicted model, not a curated record. The transcript has 9 exons.
GUUUCUUCGUCGAGUUCCAAAUGUGUAACUACGAAUAACUUGAACAACUCAACCCGCCUUUCAAAUCGAAGUCAAUUCCUUUACAGCCUUGUUGGCUAAUAAUGACAAUAGAGAGUGUCUAGAAACGAUGCUCUUGUUUACUUGUUGAACCAUUGUAAUUCUUCAACACAAUGAAUUAUACCUGUCCUUUAUAGCGCUGUCUCCCAUAUUAAGUCCUACUUUCUUCAUAUUCCACCGAGUACGAUUCGCUCCCAUACACUACCAUACAAUCCCAAUAUCCCGAGUUUUCGACAUACCAACGUUAAACGCUCAGCCAAGUACUAAGUGAAAGUGCUUUACUAUAUGACAUAAAUUUCGAGGUGCGACUAUAGCUGCGUCCGACCCUAUAUCCCGAGGUAGCAACCUACUGACGACAUGAUUCCUUCCGUCACCUCGCAAGCCACGCAGGUGGCUUUGCUAGAAUGGGCCAAUUCGAUGCUCGCAAAGCUACUGCCUGGCCAGAAUCGAGACAUCAAGGUCAAGAAACCCGAUGAUCUUUUCGACGGUGUUGUUUUCUCCGCGCUGCUCGAAAUUCUAGACGAUGAAUAUAACCCCUCGAGAUUUCAACAAAGCCUCGCCGCCACAUCGACCGAUAGCGAUAUGACCCAGGGCCGAAAGCGAUACCUCCAUAUCAUCCACUUGGGUCUCAAAGAUAUCGCGCGACGACAUGCCCCUAAGAUCGAGCCCCUUAUCGACUUGGUCGAUUUUCAGGCACUAGCUUGGGAACCUACCAAAAUAGACAUGUUCGAGAUUUUGGUCCUCUUCGUAUGUGCUGCUUGCUUACGUGAAGACGACAACAGUCGGUACAUCACGUUAGUUACGCAGCUAGACGAGAGGGUGCAACAGGGAAUUUUCCGGAUUAUCAGCGAGAGCAAAACCAAGCUUGACCAGCUCGAGGAGGCCGCCGAUGAUGAUAUCGAUGCGAACCUCGAUGAUCUUGCGCAAGAAGCCGCCUUGGUGAAUCAACACCAGAAACUACAAGAAGAUGUGCAGGAGGCAACCAGACAAGCGAGUCUCUUAAAGGUACGAUUGGACCGCCUUCAGGAUAACUAUGACGAGCUUCUAGAAAAGCAUUCGAAACUUCAAGAAGAAAAUGAGCAUCUGCAUAGGCAGAUUGACUCGGAAGUUAGCAACUUUAACAAGCACCAUAUCCAGCGCCAACUAAAAGAGAACGAGUCAAUCAUCGCGAACUUGGAGAAUGAGAGGAACUUUUUGGUCGAAGAGAGGGAUCGACUUUUGAAGGAGAAAAUUCGCCUGGAGCAUGUCGCACAGAAAGCAGAGGCACUAGCCGACGAGAACCAAGAACUCCGCUCUAAAAAUGAGGAUCUUUCUAAGAAGGCUAACAUGGCCGACAAUUUGAGGAAGAAGCUAGAGUCGAUGAAGUCGGUAGAGUUGGAGCUCAAAGCGCUACAUAGCGAACGGGUUGACACAGCUAAGCUCCUAGAGCAACUUGAAAUCUCUACGAUGAGGAUAGAGGUCUACAAGAAAGAAGCGGAAAAAUAUGCCGAACAAUUCCAGAAGUAUGAAGAAGAAGUCGCUAGCUUCGGAGACCAGAAGAUCAUGUACACAUCGGAGAUUAACGAGCUGAGAGGCCGCAUCGAGGGUUUGCAGGCCCGAAGCCAGACGGAUGAGGCUAUCGUUAAAGAUCUGCAGGAGAAGGUAAUGAUGCUCGACCCCACGGCCGCUCCGAGUACGCCCUUGGGGCACCAUCCAACUUCCCUUGAAGACGAGCUGAAUGAAUCUGGCAAUGCCGCGUCGAUGAGGAACAUUGAAAUUCAGCGCCUCCAAGCGGAGAAUGCUGUUCUUAGGAGUACCAUAGGUACGGAAACAGAAAAAGGUCAACUCAUCCAGGAGAUGGAAGAUCUUCGUACUUCUCGACAAACCCUGCAGGAUAAGUAUAACGAUAUUUUCGAGAAGUAUACCGUCGGUCAACACCAACUGGAUGCACUUAUCCAGAACAUGGGUAAAGAUGGAGAGGAAGCGUAUUCCAACCUCCGGACGCAGGUCCUCGCCGAGCAAAACCGUUCCAAGCAACUCGAGCGACAACUAGAAUCUACGAACCAGAAACUUGCCGACAAAGAACGAGCUCUCUUAGAGUUGCAAGGUGAUUUUGACGCUGUCGAGAAGUCUAGCCAGGAGGCACUCGCAGAGCUUAAGAGAACGGAUGGCAUGCUUGCUAUUUCCCUCCGCGCCGAGCUCGAAGCAGAAAGGAAUAAACACAAGUCGCUAAGAGAAGAGUUCGAAAACCAGCGGUCGCAACUCUUGACGGCAUUCAUCGAGAAAGACCAGCUGCGACGCGAGGCCGAAGUAGCUAACCGCGAGAUGCAGAGGGCCGCAGACGGGCUCUCCGUCAACACGGAUAGUGCUAAGCAAUCCGAGAAAAUGGAGAAGCUGCGGGCACGAUACAAGCAGCUACAACAGCAGUAUGAGCAGUCCGAUGUCAAGAACCGUGAGUUAGAGCGGACACUGAAAGCUGUCCGUGCUGGAUCGGAAGCCGGUGUCCAGAAGGCACGAACCGACCAGAUCAUCAAAAACUUACAACGCGAAAACGCAAUGAUAUCUACUGCAUGGUACGACCUCACUAGCAGGUUACAGAGUACUCACGUCGUACUGCAGCGGCGACAAGACGCUCCUCGGAGCUGGCUGAAUAAACAGAGGCAGAUGGUGAAUGCUACGCCUCGGAAGUAGGGUCUUAGUGCGUGACACAUGCCGCCUUAUAUAAACUUAUGACUCCCAAGAUUAACCUUUUCUUCCUUUUCAAGUUGUUGCUGGCAGAGCCAAAUGCGCUGACAUUGCCUUUGGACAUAUGUGGCGGGGGGUCUGUUCUUCUUGUCCUCUUCCGCCUAUAUGUUAAGCUCUUUUUCAGUCUGUCUUACAAUGUAGUGACUACCGUCACUUUCCCCUUUUGCCCCACCACUUCUCAGAACAGCAUUUCUUUUUAUAUUGGCAGGUAUAGUCACGGCAAUGGGUGGGUGUCCUUGAUGAUCGACCGGGCAUGCGGCAUAUAUGUCUUUUCGUGCGUACCUAGAUUAUACCCACUUUAUUAUAGGUAGUCGGGCGGUGGACGCAUUCGAGAGAGGAAAGUCUAAGGGACUAGGGUCACGAUGUCUUGAAUAUGGGAAUUUGGUAGCAUUGACGACGCAAGCUCGUACAUCAGACGCAAUAAAUAAAU